CUCAAUCCGGUUCUCAAUGCACAAGAAGAAACUCAGACACGAUGACUAUACUGUCGCAUGGAUCUGCCCCCUGGAAGUAGAGCAAGUUGCAGCUCUGGAAAUGCUGGAUGAAGAGCAUCAACGACUGCCACAAACAGAAAGCGAUCACAAUGCCUACAUUCUCGGGAGCAUCAACAAUCACAAUGUCGUAAUCGCUGGUCUCCCUACAGCAGGAAACUAUUCAGCUGCCACAGUCGUUGCACAAAUGCGAAACACCUAUCCUCGACUACGAUUUGGUCUUCUUGUCGGCAUAGGAGGCGGCGUACCAACCAAGACAGAGCAAGGGCCGAUCCGACUUGGGCAUAUCGUGGUCAGCAAGCCAGCGGGCCAGCACUCGGGAGCGUUGCAGUAUGAUCAUGGCAAGGCAGAAGCCAUGGAGUUUGUCCGAACUGGCUCUCUUGCUCCACCACCAAAUGUCUUGCUGAACGCAGCACGCGAAUUACAAGUCUCCCGCCGCAGACUCUCGGCAGACCCUUUGGCUACUCAUCUCCAACCACAAUCACACAAGAACCUGUGUUUUGAAAUGGAAGCCGCUGGAGCACUAAACGACUUUCCAUGCUUGUUGCUGCAGCCUAUGCGAGAGAAGCUCUUCCAGCACAUGCCUGUGGAUGAGGUCAGGCAGUGCAAGUUUGCCGAGGCAGAUCUGGAAGAGAUGGUAAAGAACACCCGAAACUUCGCAAACUAUAGCGUAGACUUGCGCGUCAAAGAAUGGCUCAGACCUAGCGAUGCUUCAAGCAACUAUAUCAAUGCGUCUCAAUCACGCCACCCGAACACAGGUCUCUGGUUCCUAAAGAGCGAUCGGUGUGGAAAGACUGUGCUCACUUCAACAAUCAUUGGGGAUCUCAAGCCCAUCAUGCGAACGUCGGACGCAGCCAUCAUCUACUUCUUCUUCUCGUUCAGUGACGCAUCGAAACAGAAGCUAGGUGAUAUGCUGCGCUCCUUGAUCUUCCAGCUUGCUGGAUGGCAUGAUACCACAAGGAGCCACUUGGAAAGACUGUUCGAAGCCAGUCGUCAGGGUCGCGAGCAACCGCGCACAACAGAGCUUUUCGAAGUCUUCAACCAGAUGGUGAGCGAGUCACAAGAUGUCACCGUUGUCCUCGAUGCGCUUGACGAGUCCAGAGACCGGGAUGAUCUCUUACACUGGAUCACUUCCUUGUCCAAUCGAACUUGUAAAUUUGUAUUGAUAAGCCGUUCGGAAAGAGACAUUGAGGAGUCUUUUGCCUCGUGGCUAUCUCCCAAUCAUAUCAUAACAUUGGAGAACGAGCCGGUGGGUGAGGACAUCCGAGCAUAUGUCCGCCACAGACUCGAAGAAGAGAAGAACCUAAGCCGCUGGAAAUCCAUGCAUGAAGAUAUCUCAAGCACCCUUGUCGACAAAGCAGCUGGCAUGUUUCGAUGGGUCUAUUGCCAGCUCCAAGAACUUUCAACUUGCAUGGACAAGCCUGCUGUGCGACGAAUGUUGCAGACACUCCCUGCCAAUCUGAACGAAUCAUAUGACCGCAUUCUACAGAACAUACCCGCCUCACGCGUACCCAAUGCCAUCAAACUUCUACAGCUCCUUGCUUUCUCAGAACAGCCGUUGCGAUUAGUGGAACUCAUAGAUGCUGUGGCUACAGAACCCGAUAUGGAACCACCGUUUGACGUAGAGAACCGUGUCUCGCCACCUGAUGCCAUCAUCGGGUAUUGUUCGAAUCUUGUGAGAAUCGCAAUCGUACACGAAGAGCACUUCAGAAAAUCGGCCGGCGACGAGUAUAGAGGGCAGUUCUUCAAAUAUAAAGACCAGAACGAAGAUCAAGAGGAGAUGACUGUACAGCUGGCACACUUCUCGGUGCGGGAAUAUCUGCUUCUGAAUCAUGGGGGCAUACCUNACCAUCAAUAUUUUGAAGAAACAGUCGCAAAUGCUGCAAUCACUCGAAUCUUUCUAGCAUAUCUAUGGACGGCCGCAGAGGAACAAAGAGCCCCACGGAGUACUUUUCCAUUGUUCCAAAUUGCUGCCGCAACUUGGAUGCAUAAUCUAAAAAAAGCUGGCGAGGAUAAUUCCACUCUUGCAUGGACUCGCAGAUUCUUCACCAAAGGUAGUUUUCUGCAACAUUGGCUGCGACACUAUAAAUAUGAAGAAGCUAGUCCGGGUUCUGCACUGUACUAUGCAUCAUGGUUUGGGCUCCAGCGAACUGUCGAAAAUCUACUAGACCUGGGUGCUGAUCCCAACGCUCAAGGUCAUAAAUUCGGCAAUGCACUCCAAGCUGCCUCGGCCUCUGGAAACCUGCAAAUAACACAAAUGCUGCUAGAUCGUGGUGCCCGAGUCAACACUAAAGGCGGUGACUAUGGAAGUGCACUCCAUGCCGCAGCAUCGCGCGGACACCUCAACAUACUGCGCUUACUAUUCAUGCACGGCGCUGAUGUAGGCGCUCUGGAAUGGAAUGACGGAAAAAUAAGCUGCAGUAUUGCACCUGCGCUUCAAAUUGCUGCUUACAAAGGGCAUACAGAAGUCCUGAAAACGUUAUUGCAGCACGGUGCAGAUGUCAACGCACGACACACGCAAGUUAACAUAUGGGCAGGCUUUAAUGCUUAUUAUACAGCGCUCGAGGCUGCAUCCCAUCAGGGUCGCACCGAAGUGAUUAAGAUCUUGUUGGAAAGCGAUGCCGAGAUUGACACUAGAGCGCCUAUCGAUGCGAGUCGUGAUGGUCACAACGGAGGAAGCUACGGAUACGGAACGCCACUUCAAGCAGCUUCAGAUGAGGGACAUCUAGACAUCGUACGGAUCUUGGUGGAAAGUGGUGCUGACAUCAACAUCGAAAGCGGAUGCCAGGGCUACGCACUCCAUGCCGCACUGUCUAGCGCUCAUACAGAAGUGUCGCUGUUUCUAAUAGAAUCGGGCGCGGACAUCCACGCAUGUGGCGGUUUUUAUACAACAACCCUUCACGCCGCCCUGGACGGUGGUGAUCUCGCGAUGAUGAGACUGCUUAUCGAGAGGGGAUUGGAUGUCAAGCAGGCCAGGCACGAUGGAAAAAUCCCACUGGAGUGCGCUUGCGACAUUGGGAAUGCCCACAUCGUAGAACUGCUGCUCGACAAAGGUGUCGAUGUUAACGACCAAGCUGGAUAUUACGGUAGCGCUCUCCAGCCUGUGUGUGCAGCCCCAGACUUCAGUAGACAUCCAAAGAUUGUACGGCUACUGAUUAAAAACGGUGGAGAGCCAAACGCACAAGGGGGCUUUCACGGCACUGGGCUCUGCCCUGCCUCUUUCAAUGGAUGUGUAGCGGUAGUAAGAAUGCUUCUAGGAGAAGGUGCCGAUGUCAACGCUCCUAGCAGAAGACAUGACUCUCCACUAUGUGCUGCGGCUCAGUGUGGCCAUGUCGGAGUUGUGCAGAUACUCCUAAAGGACAAUGCAUUCGCUGUAAAUCGUGGAAGUUCGUACUGGUCUGCUCUUAACGAAGCCAUGAAACAACCGGUGAGGAGUAUAGCGGAAUUGCUGUUCAAAGCAGGAGCUAGAGAGCAGCUAGCAAGGACUAAACCUUGGUUGAGGCGUUCGUCAUCGGUUUCUAGCUUUUGCUCGGCCGCGGAACGGCAAUCUGAGGAAGAAAGGGUCACAAACAUCAAACCCAUGGGAACCAGAAGGCAUUCUCUCGAUGGUCAGAAUCUAGCUGCUCUAGAUGAUGCUUUCGAACAGGAUCGCAAGAAGAAAGCAGAUUUGUUUUUCGAAGCAGGUGCCGUUGAGGGGCCAGUAACAACUAAAUCACGAUUGAAGGAGCAAAAGAGGAGGAUUCGUACUAAGAAGAAGAAGAAGAAGAAGAAGAAGAAGAAGAAGAAGAAGAAGAAGAAGAAGAAGAAGAAGAAGAAGAAGAAGAAGAAGAAGAAGAAGAAGAAGAAGAAGAAGAAGAAGAAGAAGAAGAAGAAGAAGAAGAAGAAGAAGAAGAAGAAGAAGAAGAAGAAGAAGAAGAAGAAGAAGAAGAAGAAGAAGAAGAAGAAGAAGAAGAAGAAGAAGAAGAAGAAGAAGAAAAAGAAGAAGAAGAAGAAGAAGAAGAAGAAGAAGAAGAAGAAGAAGAAAAAGAAGAAGAAGAAGAAAAAGAAGAAGAAGAAGAAGAAGCUCCACCAAAUCUCAUCAGUAGCAGUGACGGCAGGACUUGAGAGUAGGACUGGUUUACAAUUUGAAGUGCUACGCAAGAGAUAUCGGCUGUUAAGG
This is a messenger RNA of Aureobasidium uvarum, 4216 nucleotides long. The record is from the annotation of a GenBank genome assembly. Lineage: Eukaryota; Fungi; Ascomycota; Dothideomycetes; Dothideales; Saccotheciaceae.